AAUCUAUCCUCUAGGGUCAGGAUGGCACCAAGUGAGGGAAGGGAGGAAGGGAGAGUUACUAAUUCAUAGAAGCUUCUAAAUUCUGACCCCUCCUAUCCCUAUACAACCAGGAUGAAGGCUCUAGCCCAUACCCUGCUACUUGCCAUUCUCUUUCUUCUGCUGGCCUCCUUCAGCCCCAUUGCUGCCCAGGAGGAUGGCAUUGAUUUCUACAGUCUCACCAUGGACUCCAAGAUCACAUCACGAUUUGCCCACACGACCAUCACCAGCCAUGUGGUCAAUAAGGCUGAACAAGCCCAAGAGGUCACCUUCCAGGUGGAGAUGCCCCAGACAGCCUUCAUCACCAACUUUUCCAUGAUCGUUGAUGGUGUGAUAUACCCAGCGGAGAUGCAGGAGAAGGCAGCCGCCGAGGAGAGGUUCCUCUCAGCUGUGGCUGAGGGGCAGAGUGCUAGAAUCAUCAAGGCCACAGGGAGGAAUCUGGAGCAGUUCCAGGUGUCUGUUGAUGUGGCCCCAGCUUCCAAUGCCACCUUUGAGUUGGUCUAUGAGGAGCUGUUGAAGAGGCAUCUGGGGAAAUAUGAGCUGAUGCUGAAGGUCCAGCCCCAACAGCUGGUCAAACACCUGCAGAUAGACAUCCACAUCUUUGAGCCUCAGGGCAUCAGCUCCCUGGACACUGAGAUCUCCUUUAUGACCAAGGACCUGGCAGACGCCCUCACCACGACACAGAACAAGACCAAGGCUCACAUAGUGUUCAAGCCCUCUCUGGCCCAGCAGCAGAAGGAGCCCGGGAAGUCGGACACGAUUCUGGAUGGUAACUUCAUCGUCCAUUAUGAUGUGGAUCGAACCACCGCUGCAGGGGACAUGCAGAUCGAGAAUGGAUACUUCGUGCAUCACUUUGCCCCGAGAGAGUUGCCCCUGUUGCCCAAGAACGUGGUCUUUGUAAUUGACAGGAGUGGAUCCAUGACUGGCAAGAAGAUUAAGAAGACCAGGGAGGCCCUAGUACAGAUUCUGGAUGAUCUCAAACCAGAGGAUCAUUUCAACUUGGUUGCCUUCAAUGCACAAGUGAUGCAGUGGAAGCCAAUGCUUCUUCAGGCCUCAAAAGAACAUCUGGAAUCAGCCAAGACAUUUCUCUCUAAUACCCAAGCCCUGGGUGCAACCAACAUCCAUGAUGCCAUCCUUGUGGCUGUAAGAAUGCUGGAUAACAGCAACAGGAAGGAGCAACUGCCAGAAGGGAGUGUGUCUAUGGUCAUCCUGCUCACGGAUGGGGAUCCCACUGAGGGGGAAACAAAACUGCAGAAGAUUCGGGAAAACGUAAAGGUAGUUGUGAAUGGCCAAUGCCACCUCUAUUGCGUGGGCUUUGGCUUUGAUGUCAACUAUGCCUUCCUGGAGAAGCUGGCCCUGGACAAUGGUGGGGUGGCCCGGCGCAUCUAUGAGGACUCAGAUGCUGACCUGCAGCUCCAGGACUUUUACCAGGAGGUGGCCAACCCUCUGCUGACCAUGGUGAAGUUCCAGUACCCGGAUAAUGCUGUGGAGCUGCUCACACAGGACAACUUCAGGGUCUUCUUCAAGGGCUCUGAGCUAGUGGUGGCCGGGAAGCUCCAGCCCCAGGCCCCAGACUUGUUCUCAGCCCAAGUCAAGGGCCAUUCGCACACCCAGAAUUUCACCUUCCAAACAGAAGUGAAUGUUGUGAACAAAGAGAAAAUCUUCCAGGGCCCAAAGUACAUUUCUCACAGCUUCAUGGAGCGCCUAUGGGCGUACUUGACCAUCCAGCAGCUGCUGGAGAAAGCUGUUUCAGCCUCGGGUACUGAACAACUGAGUCUUCAGGCCAGGGCUCUGGACCUUUCCCUCAAUUUCAGCUUUGUCACUCCACUCACGUGUAUGGUAGUCAACCAGCCUAGGGGCCAGGGCCAGCCCCGGUUGGCUAUGAAGCCUGUGGAAAUAGUUUCAGAUCAUGCAAAGCUGAAGACAGAAAAACCAAUGAAAUCAGGCAGAAUGAAAUUUCGAAGAAGGAAGAUCAUUUCCCAGGAGCCAACUGAACUAAAGUCCCGGUUGGCUCCUUUAGAAGAUGUCUUACCAGGGACCUCUAAGCCACUGUCAGUGGGGACUCCAAUGCCUCCUUCCCCUGUUCCUCUGGAAGAAUCUUUGAAGUCAAUGGAAAGGGCCCCUCACUUCAUUUUGCCAUUGAUUACACACAAAAAAAACAAAGAGAUUUUAUGUGUGGAUGUCAAAGGAUCACCCUUUAGACCACUGAGUCUGAUCUCUGAUCCAGUACUAGGAAUUGAGGUGACUGGCCAUUAUAAGGACUUUUUGGAUACAUUUUCCUGGCUCCAGGUGAGCUACAGGACUCUUGAAGUACAGGUGUAUGUGACCCAGGACAGCAUCAUAAUGAUUCGUGGCAGUGGUCAACAUAGAAAAAGCACCUCUUAUCAGUGGCAGAAGACAUUCUUCUUCGGGUUUCCUGGGUUGAAGUUGGCCUUGGAUAAUCGUGUCUUGAGGCUCACUGCCCCAGGAAAAGUCACCAUCUGUAUGGUGUCCUUGAGUCAUUUCACCCCUGGACUCCAUCUCUUUCUGCAGAAUCCAGUUCAUUUUUCUGGGAAAGUCAGUGGGAUCCUUGGUCAGUUUUACCAGCAUUUGUACUGCAGUUCCUUGGAAGAUAACAAGAUGGAGCUGACAGCAAUGGGAAAGACAUAUACAAUUACCAGGAAGUACAUGUUGGAUUACCAAGAUGGAGAAGGAAGCACUUCAAUGCCAACAUUGCUGUGCUGGUCCCUAGAACAAUCCUUAUAAGAUGGAAGAACUUCAUAGACAAUGAAUAACAUGUAUUUCUGAUUACACAUGUA
This is a messenger RNA of Dromiciops gliroides (monito del monte), 2834 nucleotides long. RefSeq names its product inter-alpha-trypsin inhibitor heavy chain H4-like. The transcript has 21 exons. The coding region runs from base 112 to 2781 and encodes 889 amino acids. The record is from RefSeq and is a predicted model, not a curated record. Lineage: Eukaryota; Metazoa; Chordata; Mammalia; Microbiotheria; Microbiotheriidae.